CUCUCUACGCUUCCUUCUGAAUUAGCUCUGUCUCAAUUGGACGAUCGUAACCAGUAUGAAUAUUCUUCUGACAUUAUCAGCAUAUUUCCUAUUCAUGAGUCUAAUUGUGACAUAAAAGUGCCCGACUCUAGAACAGAUCUAAACAACAUUCAGGGUGUUGAUAUCGAUUGCAUGAACUUUUUUAUUAAGGCUUGUAGUGAGGGGACUCCAACUUUAAAACUCAAUGAUGCUAUACAAAUUAUCCCAGAUUUUAAGGAAAUUGAUAGCUCCAUCUGCUCAAUGAGCAAAGAAUUAGAGACUAAAUAUUCAAAUAAAAAAUUGGAAUGUUUUUUAAAAUCCUCCCCUCCAAUUAGUUCUGGCUCAUCGUCUGCCUUUUCAGAUCUAGAACACCUGAGUGAACGUCCCCCCCUCUAUCAAGUAGAUCAACCUAAAGAAACGUGCAGAUUUGAAACCAUUGAUUACUUAUCUGAAAUUGCUGUGACAGUAGCGUCAAAUACAGGGCAGCCUUCAUUGAAUAAAGAGGAAAAAUAUCGUGCAGGACUUAAGCCGCGGAGCUCACAGAUGAGGCCUAUCGAUAAAACAGUAGAAUUGAGUCGGGGACGGGAUCUUCAUCUAUUAGCUCUUGACUUAGCAAGCUGGUCACUUCGCUUGAGAUUGCCGGGAAGUAAGUACCAAAAGGAGACACGUCGAGGACAGAGUUUAAGCUUGCGUCAAGUUCGGCGAUUGAGCCCGGUUAUUGCACUUGCAAAUAGAAGGAAGUCAAGAUACUUGGUGAAGCACAUACUUUCCAAAGAAAGGGAGAAACAUAGACGAGACCCAAAUAAAAAACCUUUGAGUAAAACUGCAUUAGAAGAAAAGCACAUAGUUCAGCAAUGCAGCCAAGAGGGAAUGGGCUCUACCUGGUUUGAUGAGGGAAAGACCUCGAAUAAGAUUGACGUAAAUGGCGAAGCAGAUACGGAUCAGACGAAAGCAAAUGACAUUGGGAAGUUGUCCAAUCUAAAGAGUGACGGCUCUUGGAAUCACAUCACCAACCGCCAUUUCAGACAAAGCUUAAUGCAUCAAAAGCUCCACAAAAAAUAUCCGUUGCGCGUCCACGAGAAUGCCGUCCAACCACGAAUCCCUAUAGCUCGACUGGUCACUCGAAUCACAGGAAUUACACCGCAGCUGUUUCUUGAGCUUCUGAACUCAGUGCAUUUCUUACUUUACAAUGGGACACAACAACGCGAAGCUCUACUUGCAUUGAAUUCACUAGAGUCUCGAGCUAAUAUGGAAUUAUGGACGGAUGUAAGUGAUAAUUAG
Messenger RNA from Protopolystoma xenopodis, 1299 nucleotides. The record is from the annotation of a GenBank genome assembly. Lineage: Eukaryota; Metazoa; Platyhelminthes; Monogenea; Polystomatidea; Polystomatidae.